Trichobilharzia regenti is the source of this 588-nucleotide messenger RNA. NCBI's taxonomy places the organism in Eukaryota, Metazoa, Platyhelminthes, Trematoda, Strigeidida, Schistosomatidae. The record is from the annotation of a GenBank genome assembly.
AGACUUUAUAUUGCAAACAGAAGGACCCAACUUCGUCGUAUCGCAAUCAGGAACGCUAUGCUUAGAGAACAACGUAGGAAAUCAGAGAUUUUAUCCACCCAAAUUCCACCUUACUCUUCCAAGAGUAGUCCAAACUCAAUGUCUGCGCGCCAGCUGACUAGGCCAAAAUACGGGAUGUCAAAGGAUAAUUUGCGUCCUCGAGGUCGUUUGCCACAAGCUUCGUACUAUCAAGGUACGCCACAAAGACAGACAUCUACACGAGCCAGAUGCAAUCAUGGUGCACAACCGUUUUCGCAUAGAAGACAGGGUUAUACUAGUCGCAGAGUAACUGAGUCAUAUCAGAUUCGCAGAAGACCCACUCUUACUCGACAGUCAUCAAAAUCACAUUUGGCAAAUGCCCGUACAAACUCAAAUACCUAUUCAGAACAUGACCGGGGUCAUUCUUCCUUGUCCCCUUAUUUAUCCCAAAUGGGUCCACCUACUACCAGGAAGCAUGUUGCACCCUUCCGUAAUGAACGUCCUGUGGAGAAAGAUAUUCGCGAGACACAUCGUUCUGAUUUCUAUCAACGCAGACAUCAUCAUCCUUAG